Medicago truncatula (barrel medic) is the source of this 2225-nucleotide messenger RNA. Its product is annotated as probable arabinosyltransferase ARAD1. Lineage: Eukaryota; Viridiplantae; Streptophyta; Magnoliopsida; Fabales; Fabaceae. The transcript has 2 exons. The record is from RefSeq and is a predicted model, not a curated record. Gene Ontology annotation, molecular function: glycosyltransferase activity. The coding region runs from base 573 to 2096 and encodes 507 amino acids.
AUCUAUUAUAAUAAUAAACUAAUAGAAUUGAUUGUACCAAAAUAAAAAUCAAGAGAAUUCAAUGUAAAACGCAUAGAGUUUCAUUUGGCACAAAAGUAGUGAAGUUCAAUGCAUAGAAGACCAGUUCCAUGGUUAGAUCCUAUUCACACGCUCUCUUCUUCCAUUCCAAUUCUAACCAUAACACAAUCACAACAAUGACACAAAAUUACAUAGUCUUUGUUUUUUUAUGUCUUCAACCAACUCACUAAGACAACCAAUUUUGUUUCUUUCUUCAUGUUUCCUUGUUGACCUUUUAGCCAAAGUUUGGUUUGGUUUGUGCAUUGACAUUGUCAUAAUUAGAUAGAUUUAUUGGUAAAGUUUUGUACUUUUGGUUACCCUUUAUUCUUAUGCCAAAUGGGUUUUCGACAUAAUUGCAUAAUGUUAUUUAUGUAGCUAGGAAUCACUCAAGACAUCUAGGGUUGGAUUAUUCUUUGAAUAAACCUUGUAAAUAUAUGUGUGUUUGAUUAUGUGCUUUUUCUCUAAAGUUUUCACAAAAGUGUUGAAUUAGUGAUUGAGUUGUGAGUACUAAAGCUAUGACAAUGGUUGAGAGAAAUGUGAAUUCUUUCAAACUUGUUUCAAAAAAUUCAUUGCUUUUCUUAUUCACAAUGAUGUCAAUCAUGUUCCUCAUGUCAUGGUUCUUCGUUUUGCGAUCCACGAAUCGUCCUCAUUUCAUUGAUCACAACUUGUUGCCAAAUUCAAAGAUUCUUUCCACCUUUGAAUAUUCAAAGUUUCAUACAAAAGUCCCGAAUAUCGAGUCCUCAUUCGGGAACCGAGCAAUACUCGUUGAUGUCGAAGAUGUUGAAGAUGAAAGUGAAACAAACAAGCCCAAAGAUGGUGGAAAAUGUAGAAAUAGAAAUGAUGAUUUUCUUCUAAAAGUUUUCAUGUAUGAUUUACCAUCAAAGUUUCAUUUUGGACUAUUGGAUUGGAAACCAAGUGGAAAUAGUGUUUGGCCUAAUGUUAGAACAACAAUACCUGGUUACCCUGGAGGUUUGAAUUUGCAACAUAGUAUAGAAUUUUGGCUUACAUUAGACAUUCUUGCCUCAGAAAUUCCGAAUGCUCCUAAGGCAAAGACGGUGAUUCGUGUUCGAAACUCUAGCGAAGCCGAUAUUAUAUUUGUGCCAUUCUUUUCGUCGUUGAGCUAUAACCGAAACUCGAAACGAAGACCAAAUGAGAAGAUAACAAAGAACAUAAUGCUUCAAGAGGAGUUGGUGAAGUAUGUGACAUCUCAAGAGGAAUGGAAAAGGUCAAAGGGAAAAGAUCAUGUGAUUAUAGCACAUCAUCCUAAUAGUAUGUUGGAUGCAAGAAUGAAAUUGUGGCCAGCUACAUUUAUACUCUCAGAUUUUGGAAGAUAUCCUUCAAGUAUAGCUAAUGUUGAAAAGGAUGUGAUUGCACCUUAUAAGCAUUUAAUCACUUCUUAUGUCAAUGAUAAUUCCAACUUUGAUAGCCGUACAACAUUGUUGUAUUUCCAAGGAGCAAUCUAUAGAAAAGAUGGAGGUUAUGUGAGGCAAGAACUAUAUUAUUCUUUGAAAAAUGAAAAGGAUGUACAUUUUUCAUUUGGAAGCAUUCAAAAAGAUGGAAUCAAGAAAGCAACAGAAGGAAUGCGUUUGUCGAAAUUUUGCCUAAACAUAGCAGGCGACACACCUUCAUCAAACCGCUUGUUCGACGCAAUUGCUAGUCAUUGUGUCCCUGUGAUCAUCAGUGAUGAAAUUGAGCUACCGUUCGAGGAUAUCCUCGACUACUCCGAGUUCUGCAUAUUUGUUCGAACUAGCGACGCUAUCAAGGAAAACUAUCUGCUAAAUUUCAUCAGGAGUAUAGGCAAAGAAGAGUGGACAAAAAUGUGGAACAAGUUGAAAGAGGUUGAACAUUUCUUUGAAUAUAAUUUUCCAUCUAAGGAAGGUGAUGCUGUACAAAUGAUUUGGCAAGCUGUUUCACAUAAAGUUCCUUCUAUGAAAUUGAAGUUAAAUAGGGUUAGAAGGUACUCUAUGUCCCCUCCAAGUAUAGAGAAUGAACUGAAACCAAUACCUGUACCUAAGAAUUUUUGGGAUAAAGAUAUGUAGGUAGUCUUUGGUGGAAAUUAAAUGUAUCAUUUUCUUGUCUUUCAUUUAGUUUUGAUGUAUUUUUAAUAUACAUCAAAUUUAGAAGAUGACUGAUAUUUUUACAUUUUAACAAUACAUACCUUAAUUAAU